This is a messenger RNA of Clarias gariepinus (North African catfish), 3216 nucleotides long. It is a transcript of the gene lrch1, whose product is annotated as leucine-rich repeats and calponin homology (CH) domain containing 1. Bases 152 to 2416 code for a protein of 754 amino acids. Lineage: Eukaryota; Metazoa; Chordata; Actinopteri; Siluriformes; Clariidae. Gene Ontology annotation, molecular function: protein binding. The transcript is spliced from 21 exons. The record is from RefSeq and is a predicted model, not a curated record.
ACACACACACACUCACACACUGCGCAGUCGAGUGUAGAGCAGCACGGCAGAGGGACUGGCUCCCGGAGAUCCGCGUCUCGAUCUGGUGUGUGUGUGAGUGUGUGUGAUACAGAGAGAGAUACAGAGAGAGAGGUUUCCGCAGGGUGAUCAGAUGGAGGCGGUGUCCGGGGCCGCGGCGCACAGAGCGUUGGGCGCGAGCCGCGGCGUGGAGCGCGCGCUGGAGGAGGCAGCGGGCUCGGGCUCGCUCAACCUGAGCGCGAGGAAGCUGAAAGAAUUCCCGACUGCGGCUGCGCAGUACGACCUCAGCGACACCGUGCACACAGAUCUUUCUAAGAACCGUUUGACGGAGGUUCCUCCUGAAGUCACGCGGCUGGUUUCGUUGGAAACGCUGAACCUUUAUCACAACUGUAUCAGAAGCAUUCCUGACUCCAUCAUCAGCCUGCAGUCUCUUACAUCAUUAAAUAUCAGUCGCAACCAGCUGUCGGUGUUGCCGGUGUGUGUGUGUGGUCUUCCUCUGCGAGUCCUCAACGCCAGCAACAACAAACUCAACGCUCUGCCGGAAAGCAUUGGCCAGCUCACCAACCUCAUGGAACUAGAUGUGAGCUGUAAUGAGGUCACAGCUCUCCCGCGUCACAUCGGACGGCUCAAAGCUCUGCGAGAGCUCAAUGUGCGCCGGAACCUUCUUUGUGUCCUGCCUGAAGACUUGGCAGAUCUACCUCUGGUAAAAUUCGAUUUUUCCUGUAAUAAAGUUUCCACGAUUCCCAUCUGCUAUCGCAAAAUGACGCAGCUACAAUCACUACAUCUAGAGAACAACCCACUACAGAGCCCCCCCGCACAGAUUUGUAUAAAGGGAAAAGUUCACAUAUUUAAAUACCUCGCCAUGGAGGCGUGUCGCAGCGCCAAGAUGGUCGACACCAUUUACCUUCCUGGUAUGGACCACCUCGGUCUAUCACGUCCCACCACUGGCAGUACGGAGGACAUCGAUCAACAUAGGAAACUCGACAGUGACUCCGGAGUGGGCAGCGAUAAUGGGGACAAACGCCUUUCUGCCACUGAGCCCUCUGAUGAGGACAGUCUGAGUCUGAAUGUUCCCAUGUCCAACAUCACAGAAGAGGAAGGAAUAUGUAAAGACGACUCCACUGAGCAUAUCAGUUCCCUAACAGCAGACACGAGCCCCUCUGACUCUGGACAGUUCAUCUACGGAGAUCCCGCCUACACGACCCGAUUUGUCAACUACAUCAAGAGUCGAGGUGUCGACUUCGACGAGCCUCUCAGAAUUGAGGAGGACAGUAACUGGGGAGCCGAGCAAUCGUCAAAGGUUAACCUGAUCAACCCGCUGAAGGAGGCCGUGGAGCUGUUGCAGAACCCUAACAGAGUGACAAUGAGCUCGGCUGAUUUGGCUGGAAUUAAACUCUACCCAGUGGAAAUGGUCACAGUGGACGAGUCUCUGAAUGGUCAGGAGAGUGAAGACGGACAGACAACGCCUAAGGACGGUCCGGAUGAAGGCUGGGAGUUCCAGAGGAAGAGGCAGUAUAUUCUGAACCGGGCUCGACUCAAGGCCCAGCUCGCCUGCCAGCAGUACACCUUCUAUGUGGCUCAAAAGGGUGAGAUGAUUUGUCCGGAGAAGGAGGAAGAGGAGGAGGAGGAGGGUCGGGGAGGGCGAGCGAGCAGUGAAGCUCAGAGCCCAGUGUAUUCACCACCGUUCGGCUUGAAACCUCGAUCAGCUCCGCCCCCUGUCCCAUCCUCUCCGUUGUCUGUCAAUAGAGACACGCCCAGUAGGCCACAUGACGGAUCCAUUCUGCAUAGCGUUUUCCUGAGAACUCCGAAGAGUCUCGAAUCAGUGGAUCCUCAGUUCACCAUGAGGAGGAAGAUGGAACAGCUGAGGGAGGAGCUGGAGCUCAUGGAGCAGCUACGAGAGAGCAUUGAGAGCAGACUGAAGGUUGCGCUUCCUGAAGACCUCGGCUCCUCGCUCAUGGAUGGGGUGGUGCUCUGUCAUCUAGCCAAUCACGUUAAACCGCGCUCGGUUGCUAGCAUCCACGUUCCUUCUCCAGCAGUACCCAAGCUCAGUAUGGCUAAAUGCCGGCGGAACGUCGAGAACUUCCUGGACGCCUGCAGGAAGAUUGGAGUUCCCGAGUCGUCUCUCUGUUCGGCAUUCGACAUACUGCAGUGUUCGCUGAGGCCGGUCCGGGGCACCGUCCGAGCCCUGGUGUCACUGGAGGACAAGGGAGUGAAGGAAAAAGAAGGAGGGGUGCACGGAGAAACAAAGGAAAGAGAAAAAGUGGAGAGCGAGAGCCUGAGUCCGUGCCAGGAUCAGUCCUCUCCCUGGCAUAUCUGGGAUCUGAUCGGCUCGAGUCUGGUGCAACUCUUCUGCCUGCUGCUUCUCUUCGGGGCCUACACCUGGAGCGAACUGACAUAACACACGUUCCUACACAAUACUCUAUACACACACACACACACACACACACUCACUCACUAAUGCACACUCUGUGGAUAGCACAUUUAAACCACACUGCCCAUGUUCCACUCGGGCUACUACCACAACAGCACCCUUCAUUCCUAUUAAAAAGCUAAAUAAAAGAGCAAAUCAAUAACCUAAUAGCAGAACAUUAUCACAGAUCAUUUACAAGGUUUCAGUUCUCUGAGAGUGUAAAAAGCACAGAAAUAUUUUGUUAUGCACCUGCAGGUUGUACAAUCGUGACAUGGAUGCAGAUUGGGUUUUAAACCGAGUGUAAAUGCGUCCCUGGGCUGUUUUAAUGUCACUUACAAGGACAAGGAGAAGUAUACAAUAACUACUGGAGGACAUGAGGACUCUGAAUGAACACUAGAUAGAUGAAAGCGUAUCUGUGCAUACACUCCGGGACAGAGGGUUAUUUUCUUACACAUAUGCGUUUAUGUCAAUGAAUUAGAAUUAUAUCGUCUGAACAAGUUAGAGAAUAAGAUGCUUGACAGUACAGAGGCCACGCCUCCUGCGUUUUGACCAACAGGCACAGUGACCUUCUCAGUCCCUAAUAGUGCAAAGGCCACACCCACUUCAUUGUGAUUUACAGGCACAGAGGCCACACCUCCUUCAUCGUACCUGGACAUGGACAGGCCACACCUCCUUUACUGUGAAUUACAGGCUCUUGAUUUAUUAGGCCACACCUACUACAUUUUACCUGAUAGUGUAUAGACCACACCACAAUCAUUGUGAGUGACAGACACAGAGGCCACGCCUCC